This is a messenger RNA of Acaromyces ingoldii, 2074 nucleotides long. Its product is annotated as glycoside hydrolase/deacetylase. Gene Ontology annotation, cellular component: membrane. Lineage: Eukaryota; Fungi; Basidiomycota; Exobasidiomycetes; Exobasidiales; Cryptobasidiaceae. The transcript has 3 exons. The coding region runs from base 148 to 1605 and encodes 485 amino acids. Gene Ontology annotation, molecular function: chitin deacetylase activity. The record is from RefSeq and is a predicted model, not a curated record. Gene Ontology annotation, biological process: carbohydrate metabolic process.
AACCGUUCCCCUUUCUGAGCCAGACGUGUUUGAUACACUGGACUGCUCGAUCACCCCACUCCCUCCGAGCGCUAAAUUAACGCACAGAAGAACGCUCCCGCCACUCUUUAACAACACCUCCCUCUGAAGACAAAAUUAAUCAAGACUAUGGUCAAAGUCGCGACUCUCCUCUCCGUGGCCGUCGCCGCUGCGUCGAUCCCUUCGAUCGUCUCCGCCUCUAACGAAUUCGAGAGGCGCGCAGCCGACAGGAAGCACUCCAAGUCGAGCUCCAAGUCGAGCUCCAAGUCGGGCAGCUCAAAGGGGAGCAGCAAGGGAACUGCCGCCGCCGCUGGCGGUGCUGCCGCAGCGGCCGGUGGUGCUGCUCUUGCUGCCGUCGCUGGAACUUCUUCGAGCUUCACGGGCUCUCUUCCCGCCAGCGUCGAGUCCAUUGUCGCCACCAUCUCGUCUGGGACACCCACCAACACGCCGACUGCAACGGCAAAGAAGACGUACACUGCAGGUGCUGUCAACCCUUCGAUCACCAACGCUCCUGGGCUUCCUGACGCCAACUCGCUUGUCAUCACCAACUUCCCUACGCUCGACCAGCUUCCUCCGGCCGACCUGGCCUUCUCCAAGCAGAUCCUCGCGUCGAUUGACCUUUCCGACGUGCCUAACGCCCCAACGACGGACGGUACCUGCUCAGGCAGCCCUGCUGCUCUCAAGUCCGCUACUUCAAGCGGUUUCUGCUGGUGGACAUGCGGUGGAUGCACUAGGGACACCGACGUGACGACGUGCCCCGACAAGAACCACUGGGGCUUGUCCUACGACGACGGUCCUUCCCCUUACACGCCUCAACUGCUCGACUAUCUCGAGGAGAACAACCUCAAAUCGACUUUCUUUGUCGUCGGCUCCCGUGCCUUGUCGAGGCCCGACCUGCUUCGCUACGAGUACAUGACUGGCCACCAGCUGAGCGUCCACACGUGGUCACACCCAGCGCUGACGACGUUGACCAAUGAACAAAUCGCACUCGAGCUCGGCUGGACGAAGGAGGUGAUCCGUCAGAUCACGGGCGUCACGCCCGUCACCAUGCGGCCCCCCUACGGCGACAUUGACGACCGUGUUCGCGCCAUUUGCAAGAAGCUCAACCUGACGCCCAUCAUCUGGACCUCCACCAGUGCUGACCAAAACUACGACACCAACGACUGGCAGAUUGGAGCUGGCAAGGUCUCGGCCGCCGAGGUGACGUACAACUUUGAGCAGAUUCUCAAGAAUGCCUCGCAGCUCGACACCGGCUACAUUGUCCUGGCCCACGACCUGUACAAGCAGUCGGUCGAGCUGGCCACCGAGGUGGUUCUGCCCGCGGCCCUGCAGCAGCAGCCCAAGCAGACCGUGGAGCCCAUCAUCACUUGCCAAGGGCGUCAACUUGGAGACUCGUACGUCGAGACCAACCGCAAUGUGUCGGGAAGCGGUGGCGUCAGCUCUCCUGGCGGUCUCGAAUCCGCGGUGCCCUCGACGUCCUCGUCGUCGUCGUCGAGCAGCGGUAGCAGCGACGCUGUCCGCGUCAUCGCCCAUGUCUCGGUUGCCAUCGGUGGCGUUAUGUUUGGCGCCGCCGCUCUUUUGCUCUAAGGCAUCCAAUACCUGAAUCACAAGCUCCAUGCCGCGCGGGCGGACCAACCACACGGGCAACCCGCACAAAUGAAAAAUGUAGAAUGGGCUCACGGAACCGCAUACAAACCGUCAUCGACCAUUUCGCGUUGCAGAGCAUCGUAAAUCUCGCAUUCUCAUGCUUCUUCGUCUCAAUAGGAUAAUUCCCCCAGUAUAGCUUCCCGCCUUCCCAUCAUAGCACACAUCCUACAGCACACCCCUUUCCUCCCUCUCCGCCUUCCCCUUUGCUCCCUUUUUCUACUUCUCUCUCUUUCUUUGAAUAUGAAAAAGGACUUGCUGAUACUUUCUUUUCGAUUGCGAUUCCUUACAUGCAUGUAGACGUUCUUUUUCGAGUGCGAGAAUAUAAGGGAACCGGGACGCCAACAGGCAAAGGCGGUCAAGGCAACUGGCAAAUGGCGAUGUAGGGCGUCAUGAUGCCGCCCAUGAAGAG